GGGUGAUUAGCCGUAAAAAAAAAUAAAAAAAAUCGGACUCUACUCGCUAACGGGAUAUGGUGCUAUAGAUGAGCUGAAAGCGGUAUAUCGUUGUAAUGCUGUCCCGUUGACCCAGCCGUGCGCGUCGUUCCCAAACACUUACCACAGCGAAGGUGUGGCCCAGUGUGUGUGUGAGACAUGUCAGAUAAGAUGUCCAGUUUUCUGCACAUCGGGGACAUCUGCUCCCUGUAUGCAGAGGGCUCCACCAAUGGUUUCAUCAGCACUCUGGGGCUGGUAGAUGACCGCUGUGUGGUACAGCCCGACACAGGGGACCUGAACAACCCCCCCAAAAAGUUCAGAGAUUGUCUGUUCAGGUUGUGUCCUAUGAACCGCUACUCUGCUCAGAAACAGUUCUGGAAGGCAGCGAAGCCCGGAGGAAACAGCACCACAGACACGGUCCUCCUCAACAAACUACACCAUGCAGCAGAUUUGGAAAAGAAGCAAAACGAUUCAGAAAAUAAAAAGUUGCUCGGAACGGUGAUUCAGUAUGGGAACGUCAUUCAGCUCCUCCAUCUGAAGAGUAACAAGUACCUGACAGUGAACAAGCGUCUGCCUGCGCUGCUGGAGAAGAAUGCCAUGAGAGUGAUGCUGGACACAGCCGGGAACGAAGGCUCCUGGUUCUACAUUCAACCCUUCUACAAGUUGCGCUCCAUAGGAGACAGUGUGGUGAUAGGGGACAAGGUGGUCCUGAACCCAGUGAAUGCUGGCCAGCCCCUUCAUGCCAGCACCCAUCAACUAGUGGACAACCCAGGAUGUAACGAGGUGAACUCGGUCAACUGUAACACCAGCUGGAAGAUUGUGCUGUUCAUGAAAUGGGGUGACAAUCAGGAGAUCAUUCUAAAAGGGGGUGACGUGGUGCGCCUGUUCCAUGCAGAGCAGGAGAAGUUCCUCACCUGUGACGACCACCGGAAAAAACAGUAUGUCUUCCUGCGCACCACUGGACGCCAGUCUGCUACCUCGGCAACUAGCAGCAAAGCCUUAUGGGAGGUGGAGGUGGUGCAGCAUGAUCCAUGUCGAGGCGGAGCUGGCUAUUGGAACAGUCUGUUUAGGUUCAAACACCUGGCCACUGGACACUACCUGGCUGCAGAGAUGAACCCUGACUAUGAGGAAGAGCGCCUGGAGUUCCGCUCCUCACUGGACUCUGAGCAGGUGGACCUCCGCGCCCGCCUCAGGAACCCCCAGGAGAAGGUCAUGUACACCCUGGUGUCUGUCCCUGAUGGCAACGACAUCUCCUCCAUUUUUGAGCUGGACCCAACCACUCUGAGAGGGGGUGACUCCCUAGUACCCAGGAACUCGUACGUGAGGCUCAGACACCUAUGCACCAACACAUGGGUCCACAGCACCAACCACCCCAUCGACAAGGAGGAGGAGAAACCUGUCAUGCUACGUAUCGGCACGUCUGCACUGAAAGAAGACAAAGAGGCUUUUGCCAUCGUACCUGUUUCGCCCGCCGAAGUCAGAGACCUGGACUUUGCCAACGAUGCCAGUAAAGUGUUGGCCUCCAUCGCAGGCAAACUGGAGAAGGGCACCAUCACUCAGAACGAGAGAAGGGCGGUGACCAAGCUUCUGGAGGACCUGGUGUUCUUUGUGGUGGACAUCCCCAACAAUGGCCAGGAUGUUCUGGAGAUCAUGGUCAACAAGCCCAACAGAGAGAGACAGAAACUCAUGAGGGAACAGAACAUCCUCAAACAGAUCUUCAAGUUACUGCAGGCUCCAUUCACAGACAGCGGGGACGGGCCCAUGCUGCGAUUGGAGGAGCUGGCUGACCAGCGCCACACACCCUUCAGACACAUCUGUCGCCUGUGUUACCGCGUGUUACGCCACUCUCAACAGGACUACCGCAAGAACCAGGAGUACAUAGCCAAGCAGUUUCGCUUCAUGCAGAAGCAGAUCGGUUAUGAUGUUCUAGCUGAGGACACUAUCACAGCCCUGCUCCACAACAACCGCAAGCUGCUGGAGAAGCACAUCACCGCUGCAGAGAUAGACACCUUCGUCAGCCUCGUCAGGAAGAACCGGGAGCCCAGGUUCCUGGACUACCUGUCUGACUUGUGUGUGUCUAUGAACAAGUCUAUCCCUGUAACCCAGGAGCUCAUCUGUAACGCAGUCCUGGACCCCACCAACGGAGACAUCCUCAUAGAGACUAAAUUGGUGCUGUCAAGGUUUGAGAUCGAGGGAGCGUCCAUCGGAGAGAACUCAGUGGAGUCUGAGGAGGACGAGGAGGAGGUGUGGCUGUUCUGGAAGGACAGCAGUAAGGAGAUCAGAAGUAAGAGCAUCAGAGAACUUGCCCAGGAUGCCAAGGAGGGCGCCAAGGAGGACCAAGAGGUGGUCAGCUACUACAGGUACCAGCUGAACCUGUUUGCGCGGAUGUGUCUGGAUCGUCAGUACUUGGCCAUCAAUAAGAUCUCUGGCCAGCUGGACGUGGACUUGAUCCUGCGCUGCAUGUCUGAUGAGGACCUGCCUUACGACCUGCGCGCUUCCUUCUGCCGCAUGAUGCUGCACAUGCAUGUGGACCGCGACCCCCAGGAACAGGUCACGCCUGUAAAGUAUGCCCGCCUCUGGUCUGAGAUCCCCUCCGAGAUCGCCAUUGACGACUAUGACAACGACGGCACAUCCAAGGAUGAGAUCAAGGAGCGUUUUGCCCUGACCAUGGAGUUUGUCGAGAACUACCUAAGAGACGUGGUGUGUCAGAGCUUCCCAUUCGCCGACAAGGAGAAGAACAAACUAACCUUCGAGGUAGUGAAUCUAUCCAGGAACCUCAUCUACUUUGGCUUCUACAACUUCAGUGACCUGCUGAGGCUGACCAAGAUCCUACUAGCCAUCCUGGACUGUGUCCACGUCACCACCAUCUUCCCCAUCAACAAGCUGGAGAAGGGAGACGAGACUAAAGGCAGUAACGUGAUGCGCUCCAUCCAUGGAGUGGGGGAGCUGAUGACCCAGGUGGUCCUGAGAGGAGGGGGUUUCCUGCCCACCAACCCCAUCAACCCCCCCAACGGGGACCAGGUCAAGACCCAAACAGAGCCGGAGAAACAGGACAUCCUUGUCAUGGACACCAAGCUCAAGAUCAUAGAGAUACUACAGUUCAUUCUGAAUGUGCGUCUGGACUACCGGAUCUCCUGUUUGCUGUGUAUCUUUAAGAGGGAAUUUGAUGAGAGCAACUCCCAGUCAGAUCUGUCUAUAGCAGGAACCCAUGAGGGACCAAACAACAUGCCAGGAGCUCUGGACUUUGAGAACAUAGAGGAGCAGGCAGAGGGGAUAUUUGGUGGAAGUGAGGAGAACACCCCGUUGGACCUAGACGAUGAUGGUGGUAGGACCUUCCUGAGGGUCCUCCUCCACCUGACCAUGCAUGACUACCCUCCCCUGGUAUCCCGAGCCCUCCACCUGCUCUUCAGACACUUCAGCCAGAGACAGGAGGUUCUACAGGCCUUCAAACAGGUCCAGUUGCUGGUGACCAGUCAGGAUGUGGAAAACUACAAACAGAUCAAGUCAGACCUGGACCAGCUACGCUCCAUUGUGGAGAAGUCUGAGCUGUGGGUCUAUAAGAGACUGGGGCCAGACGAGGGCAUGGACACUGGGGAACACUCUGCCGAGUCUCAACACAAAAAGGGUGACUCCAACUCAAGUGGCUCAGACAAACCAAAGAAACCAGAGAGCACCAGCAGCUACAACUACAGAGUGGUGAAGGAGAUUCUGCUGCGUCUCAGUAGGCUGUGUGUUCAGGAGAGUCUGUCCGGCAGGAAGAGUAAGAAGCAGCAGCAGAGACUCCUCAGGAACAUGGGGGCUCACACCGUGGUGCUGGAGUUACUGCAGAUCCCCUAUGAGAAGGGGGAGGAUGUGCGUAUGCAGGAGAUCAUGAAGCUGGCCCACCAAUUCCUGCAGAACUUCUGUGCAGGGAACCAGCAGAACCAGGCCCUGCUCCACAAACACAUCAACUUGUUCCUCAAUCCAGGGAUCCUCGAGGCAGUCACCAUGCAGCAUAUCUUCAUGAAUAACUUCCAGCUGUGCAGUGAGAUCAAUGAGCGAGUGGUGCAGCACUUUGUCCACUGCAUCGAGACGCACGGCCGCAACGUCCAGUACCUCAAGUUCCUGCAGACCAUCGUCAAGGCCGAGAGCAAGUUCAUUAAGAAGUGUCAAGACAUCGUCAUGGCUGAGUUGGUGAACGCUGGCGAGGAUGUGCUGGUGUUCUACAACGACCGUGCGUCCUUCCAGACCCUGGUGACGAUGAUGCGGUCGGAGCGGGACCGUAUGGAUCAGAACAGUCCUCUGAUGUACCACAUUCACCUGGUAGAGCUGCUGGCUGUCUGCACUGAGGGAAAGAACGUCUACACUGAGAUCAAAUGUAACUCUCUGCUGCCUCUGGACGACAUAGUGAGGGUGGUCACCCACGAGGACUGUAUCCCUGAGGUGAAGAUAGCCUACAUCAACUUCCUGAACCACUGCUAUGUGGACACAGAGGUGGAGAUGAAGGAGAUCUACACCAGCAACCACAUGUGGAAGCUCUUUGAGAACUUCCUGGUGGACAUCUGCAGGGUGUGCAACAACACGAGUGACCGCAAACACGCCGACACGGUCCUGGAGAGCUACGUGACCGAGACAGUCAUGGGCAUCGUGACCACCUUCUUCAGCUCACCCUUCUCCGACCAGUCCACCAGCCUGCAGACCAGACAGCCUGUGUUUGUUCAGCAGUUACAGGCAGUGUUCAGAGUGUAUCACUGUAACUGGCUGGUCCCAGUUCAGAAGGGCUCAGUGGAGAGCUGUAUCAAGGUGCUGUCUGACGUGGCUAAAGGGCGAGCCAUCGCCAUCCCGGUGGAUCUGGACAGCCAGGUGAACAACCUGUUUGUGAAGUCCAACAACAUCGUCCAGAAGACAGCAAUGUCCUGGAGAAUGUCUGCCCGCAAUGCUGCCCGCAGAGACUCGGUACUGACCGCUUCGCGAGACUACAGGAACAUCAUUGAGAGACUGCAGGACAUAGUGUCAGCUUUAGAGGACCGUCUGCGUCCGUUGGUCCAGGCUGAGCUGUCUGUCCUAGUAGAUGUGCUGCAUCGGCCAGAGCUGCUCUUUCCUGAGAACACAGACUCCCGCAGGAAGUGUGAGAGUGGCGGAUUCAUCUGCAAGCUGAUCAAACACACCAAGCAGCUGCUAGAGGAGAAUGAGGAGAGGCUGUGUAUCAAAGUCCUGCAGACCCUCCGAGAGAUGAUGACCAAAGACCGAGGAUACGGAGAGAAGCUCAGGUCCUUUAAUGAUGAGAUGGAUAUGCCGGAGGGUGAGGCGCUGAGGCAGAUUCUGGUGAACCGUUACUAUGGUAACUUCCAUAGGAGUGCUGGGCGGAGGGACAGCCUGACGGCCUUCAGCAACGCAACCCUGGUUCCAGUAGGACCAGGCAAGAGCCAAUCAGGUCUCGGUGGUAUGGGGGCCCUGAGUCGAGGAGAGAUGAGCCUGUCAGAGGUACAGUGUCACCUGGACAAGGAGGGAGCCUCCGACCUCGUCAUAGACCUCAUCAUGAACACCACCAGUGACCGCGUCUUCCAGGAAAGCAUCCUAUUGGCCAUCGCCCUGCUGGAGGGCGGGAACACCACCAUCCAACGUUCCUUCAUCUGCCGUCUGACGGAGGAUAAGAAGUCAGAGAAGUUUUUCCGUGUGUUCUAUGACCGGAUGAAGCUUGCCCAGCUAGAGAUUAAAGCCACGGUGACGGUCAACACCAGCGACCUCGGCAACAGGAAGAGAGACGACGACGCCCCUGACAAGGAUGUGCCUGUCCGCAAGAAAGCCAAAGACUCAGCGGUACUGGUGACAGAUGAGGCAAGAGAGCAGCUGCUGGAGGCCUCGUCGGCCACUAAGAAAGCCUUCAACUCAUACCGCCGUGAGGCCGACCCCGAUGACCACUUCUCUACGGCUGAUGGCACACCCAGCACCGGGGACAAGGGCCAGGACGAUGGAGAGAUGAGCUUUAUCAUCGUCAUCAUGCAGCCUAUCCUGCGCUUCCUCCAGCUGCUCUGUGAGAACCACAACCGAGACCUGCAGAACUUCCUUCGGUGUCAGAACAACAAGAACAACUAUAACCUGGUGUGUGAGACGCUGCAGUUCCUGGACUGUAUCUGUGGCAGCACCACGGGAGGCCUGGGGCUACUAGGACUCUACAUCAAUGAGAAGAACGUGGCUCUCAUCAACCAGGCAGUAGAGAGCCUGACAGAGUACUGCCAGGGACCCUGCCACGAGAACCAGAACUGCAUAGCCACCCAUGAGUCCAACGGCAUUGACAUCAUCAUCGCCCUGAUCCUGAAUGACAUCAACCCACUGGGGAAGAAGAGGAUGGACCUGGUGCUGGAACUCAAGAACAAUGCCUCCAAGCUGUUGCUGGCUAUCAUGGAGAGUCGCCAUGACAGUGAGAACGCUGAGAGAAUCCUGUACAACAUGAGGCCGAAGGAGCUGGUGGAGGUGAUCAAGAAGGCCUACCUGCAGGGAGAGGUGGAGUUUGAGGAUCCCGAAGAGGAGGACGAUAGUGGGGAGGAAGAGGAGCAUGAUGCUGCAUCCCCCAGGAACGUAGGCCACAACAUCUACAUCCUGGCCCACCAGUUGGCGCGCCACAACAAGGAGCUGCAGGUGAUGCUGAAGCCAGGCGGGACCAACGGAGAGGGAGACGAGGCUCUGGAGUUCUACGCCAAACACACUGCUCAGAUAGAGAUCGUGCGUCAUGACCGCACCAUGGAGGAGAUAGUGUUCCCUGUGCCCAACAUCUGUGAGUUCCUGACCUGUGAGUCCAAACUGAGGGUGUAUUACACCACAGAGAGGGACGAGCAGGGCAGCAAGAUCAACGACUUCUUCCUCAGCGCUGAGAACCUCUUCAAUGAGAUGAACUGGCAGAAGAAACUACGAGCCCAGCCCGUGUUGUACUGGUGUUCCAGGAACAUGUCGUUCUGGAGUAACAUCUCCUUCAACCUGGCCGUCCUCAUGAACCUGCUUGUGGCCUUCUUCUAUCCCCUGGAGGGGUUGCGUGAAGGUACCCUGGAGCCCCAGCUGUCUGCCCUGCUCUGGUUUUGUAUGUUGGCAUCGUUGGCUAUCGUGGUGGCCAUGCCCCAGCACCUUGGGGUUCGCACCCUCAUCAUUGCCACCAUCCUCCGCCUCAUCUUCUCUGUGGGCCUGGAGCCCACCCUCUUCUUGCUUGGAGCCUUUAACGUCUGUAAUAAGAUCAUCUUCUUGAUGAGUUUUGUGGGGAACAAAGGGACGUUCACGCGAGGCUACAAGGCCAUGAUCCUGGACGUUGAGUUCCUUUACCAUCUUAUGUACCUCAUCAUCUGUAGCCUGGGGGUCUUCGUCCAUGUCUUCUUCUACAGCCUACUGCUCUUUGACCUGGUGUACAGGGAGGAGACUCUACUGAACGUGAUAAAGAGUGUGACCCGUAACGGUCGCUCCAUCGUGCUGACAGCUGUGCUGGCUCUCAUCCUGGUCUACCUGUUCUCCAUCGUGGGGUACAUCUUCUUCAAGGAUGACUUCAUCCUGGAGGUGGACCGCAUCCCCAACACCACUCUGGAGAACGGGGUCACUAUGCCCAAUAAGCUGGUGUCUGAUGGGAUGUGUCGGUCUGAAAGUGGAGGGAACAACUGCACCACAGAGCUUCAAGUGGAUGACUUGUUGGAGGACAUGGAGGAUGGCAAGGAGCGUACAUGUGACUCUCUGCUCAUGUGUAUCGUCACUGUGCUGAGCCACGGCCUGAGGAGUGGAGGGGGGGUGGGAGACGUCCUGAGAAAGCCCUCCAAAGAGGAGCCUUUGUUUGCGGCCAGGGUGAUCUACGACUUGCUCUUCUUCUUCAUGGUCAUCAUCAUCGUCCUCAACCUUAUCUUCGGAGUCAUCAUCGACACCUUUGCAGACCUGAGGAGUGAGAAACAGAAGAAGGAAGAGGUCCUGAAGACCACCUGCUUCAUAUGCGGUCUGGAGAGAGACAAGUUUGACAACAAGACGGUGACGUUUGAGGAGCACAUCAAGGAGGAGCACAACAUGUGGCACUACCUGUUCUUCAUAGUGCUGGUCAAGGUGAAGGACUCCACAGAGUACACCGGGCCCGAGAGCUACGUCGCUGAGAUGAUCAAGGAGCACAAUCUGGACUGGUUCCCACGGAUGCGUGCGAUGUCGCUGGUGAGCAGUGACGCGGAAGGCGAGCAGAACGAGAUCAGAAACCUGCAAGAGAAGCUGGAGUCAGCCAUGAGGCUGGUAUGCAAUCUGUCUGGACAGCUCACGGAGCUCAAGGAGCAGAUGACAGAGCAGAGGAAACAAAAGCAGAGGAUUGGACUCCUGGGCCACCCCCCUCACAUGAACGUCAAUCCCCAGCAGCCAGCCUGAGGAGGACCAUGGGGUGGGUACCACCUCCUCCACCCAGGACCCUUACCCAGGACCCUAACCCAGGACCACUCACAUGAAGGAGAGCCUGACAUUACAGUGCCUUCUUCUGACAGUCUAUGUAGUGUACAGGAGUAUACCAAAGUGUGUAUGUACAAUAGUAGUCUGCCUGACUCAUGGGCUUUAGAGAGUGAGUAUGUACAGUAUGAAGGGAUUUGUGUGUAGAAUGCCUUAAUGAACACUUAGUGUUUAUGAAACUAGUGCACAUUAGGAGAUGGGGCAUAUGCAUGUAGUGUACGUUAGUGUGUCUAUGUACUGUGCACAUGAGUUUGAGUGGGUGGAUGAGGAAUGUAUGGAGUGUGCACAAAGUGCCCCUGGACUUGAGAAGAAGGAACCAGUCAUGUAAGUUUAGGUUGUAAAAAUGACUCGCGUGAAAAUGCCUUAGGUUGUCUUACUACCCUUAAUGCCUUGUCCAUCUUCCUUACCACUUUGAAUGGGUGACAAAGGUUCUACUCCCCCAUUGGUCUUGAUGUAUUUGGUGAACUUGAAGUCUCAGCCAAUUGCAACACAAGACUCUUGAGACACAUGGGACACUCGUGUUGAAGGACGCUUUCCUCUUUUUUUAUAUUUGUAACCUGGCAAACAGUAUUUAAUAUCUUAUUUUUGUACGAGGUGCAAUACGAAUACUUUACGAUAUGCAACCAUAAAGAUGUUUAAUCUGUACAUAA
This is a messenger RNA of Salvelinus namaycush (lake trout), 9095 nucleotides long. Its product is annotated as inositol 1,4,5-trisphosphate receptor type 1-like. Gene Ontology annotation, biological process: calcium ion transmembrane transport. Gene Ontology annotation, molecular function: inositol 1,4,5 trisphosphate binding; inositol 1,4,5-trisphosphate-gated calcium channel activity. The transcript has 59 exons. Bases 178 to 8370 code for a protein of 2730 amino acids. The record is from RefSeq and is a predicted model, not a curated record. Gene Ontology annotation, cellular component: membrane; endoplasmic reticulum. NCBI's taxonomy places the organism in Eukaryota, Metazoa, Chordata, Actinopteri, Salmoniformes, Salmonidae.